AUGAGUAACCAAGAGGCUGAUGUGCUACAUUGCUGGAGAUGUAGAAAAUAUAUAGCAAAUUCUGUUUGGAUAGUUCUUUUCCAUGACAUUUUGCAAGGCAAAACUUCACAACCUUCAGCUGCUGCUCAGGAGUCUUGCAAUGUAUGGCAUGUGAACUUAGAAGCCAUUCCAGAGUGGUUGAAAUGUGUCAUUGAAAAGGCACAGUGGACAAUUGGAAAACUGCACUGUCUGUUCUGUGAAGCUUGGUUAGGGGGCUUUAACUUCAUUUGCAACACAAAAUGUUCCCGUGGACAGUUAAUAAAUAUACAUUUCUGCAAAAGUCGGACUGACGAUCAGCCUGCUUUCUCUGUUAAAUUGGCAAAAUCAUCAGGAACACCUCUCCUCAAAAUUCAGUCUGGUAUUAGCAAGGAUACCUGCCAUGAAGUGGUAACUGCAACUUUGGAAAUCAAAAAUCAAAGGCUUUCAUACAUGGCCAGAAAUAAUAAUGGUACUGGAAGAUUAACAGAAGCACUUUGUCUAGAAGUAAGAGCUAACAGAUUUGAGAUGAGAAGUAAAAAACUUCCCUUAAAGGCAUUAAAUAAAAAAAGAAAUCUUUCUGCUUCCUAUUCUAUGAAUGAUGCAUGCAGUGUAAAACCUUUUCACAAAAGAUCACGUAGUUUGGAUUUAAAUAUCAGAGACAGAUUUGUUUUGUCCCCUGCAUUAUAUGAAAUUUGCAGUAUGGGAACAAUUUACCAUGGCCAAAGUGAAAAUCCACCUCCUUACAUGCAAAGUGGCUCACAAUUAGAGUCCAAUAGGAAAGAUGGUAGUUCUUUUCAGGACCAAUAUAGUUCCGGUGAUGAGAAACUACAAAAAAGCUUUCGAGUUACUUCCUUUACCACAUUAGUACAUAAAGAAACAGAAAAUGAGUGUGAUUUUGAAGCUACUGGACAAUCUUCUGGGAGCACCAUUGCUGAUGGGUUACCUUUUGUGAUGAACCUUUCUUCACCUACAAGUGCUAUAGAAGAGGAACAGUACAUCACACCUGUUGGUCUUGUGCAGCCUACAAGUACUUCCUUCAACCAAAAGUUGAAUAAGAGAGAAAGAAGCAAGCUGAAAAGCUUGAGGAGAAAACAAAGAAGGCGAGAACGGUGGCUACAGAAGCAA
Molecule: messenger RNA, 1143 nt
Organism: Balearica regulorum gibbericeps (East African grey crowned-crane)
Lineage: Eukaryota; Metazoa; Chordata; Aves; Gruiformes; Gruidae
Source: RefSeq, a predicted model, not a curated record